Messenger RNA from Closterium sp. Naga37s-1, 780 nucleotides. Lineage: Eukaryota; Viridiplantae; Streptophyta; Zygnematophyceae; Desmidiales; Closteriaceae. The record is from the annotation of a GenBank genome assembly.
AUGGCCCGACCCUCAGCGUCAAAAGCGAGGACACUAGGGGGCGGCUCGGGCGGCUUGGCUACAGGGCGGCUCGGCGACUCGACGGCUGGGCGGCUCGGCUGCUGGGCGGCUCGGCUGCUGGGCGGCUCGGCGGCUGGGCGGCUCGGCUGCUGGGCGGCUCGGCUGCUGGGCGUAUCGGCGGCUGGGCGGCUCGGCUGCUGGGCGGCUCGGCUGCUGGGCGGCUCGGCGGCUGGGCGGCUCGGUUGCUGGGCGGCUCGGCGGCUCAGCGGCUGGGCUGCUCGGUUGCCGGGCGGCUCGGCGGCUGGGCUGCUCGUAGGAGUAGGCGUGGGGGCCGUAGGAGCAGGCGCCGGGGCCGUAGGAGCAGGGGUCGGGGCCGCUAGGGCGGCGGAUCGGGGCCGCGAGGGCGGCGGAUCGGGGCCGCGGGGGCGGCGGAGUAGGGGCCGCGAGGGCGGCGGAGUAGGGGCCGCGAGGGCGGCGGAUCGGGGCCGCGAGGGCGGCGGAUCGGGGCCGCGAGGGCGGCGGAGUAGGGGCCGCGAGGGCGGCGGAUCGGGGCCGCGAAGGGCGGCGGAUCGGGGCCGCGAGGGCGGUGGAGCGGGGCCGCGAGGGCGGCGGAUCGGGGCCGCGAGGGCGGCGGAUCGGGGCCGCGAGGGCGGCGGAGUAGGGGCCGCGAAGGGCGGCGGAGUGGGGGGGGGGGGGGGGGGGGCGCGAGGGCGGCGGAUCGGGGCCGCGAAGGGAGGCGGCCGGCGCCGCGAGGGUGGGGCCGCGGGGUCGCUAGGGUAG